Vigna umbellata (rice bean) is the source of this 1047-nucleotide messenger RNA. Its product is annotated as NADPH-dependent aldehyde reductase 1, chloroplastic-like. Lineage: Eukaryota; Viridiplantae; Streptophyta; Magnoliopsida; Fabales; Fabaceae. The record is from RefSeq and is a predicted model, not a curated record. Gene Ontology annotation, molecular function: oxidoreductase activity.
ACCACCCAAAAAUUUCCUUCAAAAACUCUCUAAUCAACCAAAAAUGGCCAGCAAUAAGGAUUCCAAGUUCCCACCUCAAAGCCAGAAAACGCAGCCGGGAAAAGAACACGUAAUGGAUCCACUCCCACAAACCAUACAUGCAGACUACAAACCCGCCAAUAAACUUAAGGGAAAGGUGGCGCUGGUGACAGGGGGUGACUCGGGAAUUGGAAGAGCGGUUUGUCUGUGUUUCGCGAAAGAGGGUGCAACCGUGGCUUUCACAUACGUAAAGGGGCAUGAGGACAGGGAUAAAGAUGACACUCUGAAGAUGCUGCUAGAAGCUAAAACAGGUGGUGCAGAUGAUCCGUUGGCAAUAGCGGCGGAUAUUGGCUUUGACGAGAACUGCAAGCAGGUGGUUGAGCUUGUUGUGAAAGAAUAUGGACGCAUCGAUGUUCUGGUGAACAAUGCAGCCGAACAGCAUUUAACAGACUCCGUAGAGGAAAUCACUCAACAGCAGAUUGAAAGAGUCUUCGGGACCAAUAUCUUUUCACACUUCUUUUUGGUCAAGCAUGCUCUGAAGCACAUGAAAGAAGGGAGUUCCAUCAUCAACUCUACUUCAGUUAACGCCUACAAUGGGAAUCCAGAAGCGUUGGACUACACUGCUACUAAGGGAGCCAUUGUUGCCUUCACGAGAGGUCUUUCUCAGCAGGUGGCGAGCAGGGGAAUCAGGGUGAAUGCUGUUGCACCUGGACCGGUUUGGACGCCAAUACAGCCUGCUUCAAAGUCUGGUGAAAUGAUUGAGAAGUUGGGGUCUGAGGUGCCAAUGAAGCGUGCGGCUCAGCCUAGUGAGAUUGCACCGUGUUAUUUGUUCUUGGCAACUGCUCAGGACUCUUCCUAUUUUACUGGUCAAGUCCUCCAUCCAAACGGUGGAGAGAUCGUCAAUGCUUAAUGCUGUCCAGUACCAGCUUUUCUGCCUUUCUCUUUUACACACAGACAAAUAAACACUCUUAUCAAAUAAACACUGUUAUCUUCCUCUGUACCAUGUGCCUUCAUUUAUCAACAAAUAAG